AUGUCUACCCUUCCAGCCGAAAUAAAAGAAGAGAUUCUCACUGCCCUGGUUGAAUCCUGUGGCGACGAAGACCCCGCAUACGUAUGGACCCAGUUACGCAACCUCUCCCACUUCCAACGGCGCCGCAUUGAGAACCGUUUCGAGAGCUUCUGGUUACCCAAGCUGUCAAUUACGGUAUACCACGGCGUAUGGUACUCAUUCGACUACGCUUAUGUUGGCCCCCAUGCGUCGUUGACUGAGGGUAUCGCUACCUACAAACAAGUUCCGGGCCGGGACGGUGCUUUCAGUAAAGAAACGGAAGAUCUUUUGAAGGCAUCAACGUACGAGAGACUGAAUGCCCCAAAUCCAGAAUUGAUUUUGCGCUUUGGCGAAGGGUUUGGAGAUACUGGUGAAUUGAGAGGUGGUUAUAUUAUCAAUGACAGCGAGCUUCCGGGAUUGGAAGCGAGCGAAGAUGGCCUUGUUCUUCGUUUUGAUUGGCGCGCGGCUCUAGACGCUCUCUUUCGAGAGGAAAUGCUGCUUCGGAAGUUUCGCGAUGAGAUGAUGGACGCUGCGAUGCGUGACUCUCGGCAGCUUCCCUCUGUUCGGGACGACCCACGAGCUCAAAAUAGGUACCUUAUCAAGUGCUUAUCGCUUGAGAUCCAAAUGGCGAGUCGUGCUGCGGUGCGACGCCAUAGACGCGCUCGCGCGGAUCUCAACGGGCCUUACGUGCCCAUGUUCAAGCUGGCGUCCCAGAGGCUUCAUUGCCAGAAGCCGGAUGAGCCAACUCCGGCAACGUUAGAAAAUCGAGUGUCUGACCCGGAUAUCUUUGAGAUUGUGCAGAGCGAAGAAAGUGUGGUUUUAUGUCUGCCGGAAUGGCGUGAGUUGAACAAUAAUGCCCUUUUAGAGCUCUACGCAGAGGAGUUUGGCUGGUCUUCUUGUAAGUGGCACGACCGAAGGGAUGACGUGGAUUAUCAGCAGGAACGAGCAAGUUUCUGGAAAUCUAAGGAUCAAAAUGAAGUCCUAGAUCUCAAUAGGCUGAGGAACCGGCGGCGGUACGAUCCUAUGGACUGA
Didymosphaeria variabile is the source of this 1050-nucleotide messenger RNA. RefSeq lists its product as uncharacterized. Bases 1 to 1050 code for a protein of 349 amino acids. The record is from RefSeq and is a predicted model, not a curated record. The transcript is spliced from 2 exons. Lineage: Eukaryota; Fungi; Ascomycota; Dothideomycetes; Pleosporales; Didymosphaeriaceae.